Molecule: messenger RNA, 411 nt
Organism: Geodia barretti
Lineage: Eukaryota; Metazoa; Porifera; Demospongiae; Tetractinellida; Geodiidae
Source: the annotation of a GenBank genome assembly
AUGGCUCGUACCAAGCAGACCGCCCGCAAGUCCACCGGAGGCAAGGCCCCGAGGAAACAGCUCGCCACCAAGGCCGCUCGCAAGAGCGCUCCCGCCACUGGAGGAGUCAAGAAGCCUCACCGCUACAAGCCCGGAACCGUCGCCCUCCGUGAGAUCAGGCGCUACCAGAAGUCCACCGAGCUCCUCAUCCGCAAGCUCCCCUUCCAGCGCCUCGUCCGCGAGAUCGCCCAAGACUUCAAGACCGACCUGCGGUUCCAGAGCUCCGCCGUGAUGGCUCUGCAGGAGGCCAGCGAGGCCUACCUGGUGGGACUCUUCGAGGACACCAACCUCUGCGCCAUCCACGCCAAGAGAGUCACCAUCAUGCCCAAGGACAUCCAGCUGGCCCGCCGAAUCCGUGGCGAGAGGGCCUAG